CUCAAACUAAGAGCCCACAUACUCUGAACAGACUCUGUACGCAGGCAGUUAGUCCCAAAAUAUCCACAGCCUCCUCAAGACGUUCCACACCCACAUUCUGCUGACUCAUUCAGACUGCAUACAGCGACGAUGAAACAUCUCAGCCUUUUGCUUGCCAUCUUGGUCAUCGCCAUUGAAACAUUAAACACUGAAGAGGAGCUUAAGGAGACUGGGUUUGGAUAUCCACCUCCCCGGCAUGGACUCGCCCUAAUUAAGUGGUAUGUGAGAACAUGCAUUGACAACAACAUGAUAGCUCUCUGUAACCCUGUGACUGGAGAGUUUGGGUUCCAUGAGUUCCAUAACAGCGGUUUCCUGCUCCCUCCGCUGAAGGACAAACUUACGUAUAUGUACUUUACCAUAGGAAACCUUCACUACCGGCACUCUAACGACCUUCCCUAUGAAGUGAGGAAAUACUAUGAUCCACAUAACCAACUGAGCAACAUGGACAGAGUCAUUGUGAAGCUGAAUAGGAACAAGAACAAAAUCGAGGAGAUCUACAUAUCAGAGCACUAUAAUCCUCCCAGAACUUUUCAGUUAGGAGCUUCUCUCAUCAGUGACUUAAGACAGCGCCAGAACUCGAUGCAGAAGGUUUUCCCAGUAAUCUUUCAAAAAUUUUUUACAUAAGAUUCUUCUAUUAUUAAAAAAGAAAAAUCACUAUAUUGCCACAUUUGCUUCCACUAUUUCCCCACAGCUGAGAUUUUGUUGCACUUUCAGUUUACUAAAUAUUUCAAGUUUCACUUCUGAGUUUUUCUUCUGUACUAGCCCACUUUAUUCUACUUCUUGUUUUCAUUCUCUCCAUCACAUGCCACAAAACAAUUUAGUAACUUCCUCCAUGAAGCUGAAUGUGGACUUUAGACCUGGUUGGAUUUACUGUUUACAGCAAUAUAAUUAAUGUUUGCCUACCUUUGGCCAUAUCUAUUAUGAAUAUGAGCUUUAAAGCUGAAGCAUGUAGUUCUUUUUCUUUGUUAAAACAUUUUUUCUGUCCCAUCUCAAUAUGCAACCUGAUCUCAUUAGUUAUCGCAGGUAUUUGUAUGUAGCAAUUUCAU
This is a messenger RNA of Labeo rohita (rohu), 1085 nucleotides long. RefSeq lists its product as uncharacterized. The transcript has 2 exons. The coding region runs from base 130 to 663 and encodes 177 amino acids. The record is from RefSeq and is a predicted model, not a curated record. NCBI's taxonomy places the organism in Eukaryota, Metazoa, Chordata, Actinopteri, Cypriniformes, Cyprinidae.